This is a messenger RNA of Andrographis paniculata, 6284 nucleotides long. RefSeq names its product protein REDUCED CHLOROPLAST COVERAGE 2. Gene Ontology annotation, biological process: organelle organization. Gene Ontology annotation, cellular component: cytoplasm. The record is from RefSeq and is a predicted model, not a curated record. Lineage: Eukaryota; Viridiplantae; Streptophyta; Magnoliopsida; Lamiales; Acanthaceae. The transcript is spliced from 23 exons. Gene Ontology annotation, molecular function: protein binding. The coding region runs from base 360 to 5951 and encodes 1863 amino acids.
AUCUAGAGUGAGUGAGAGAGAGAGAUGAAUAAGGGUUUGUGUGUUACAUAAAACCUUAUGAGCUUAUCCUAUCCUUCUGCAGUUUUCUGCUCCCCCUCUCUCUCUCUACUCUCUCCUUUCUUUCAUUCUCUCUCUCUAUACAAUUAUAUAUAUAUAUGUAAGUUUUUCUUCAUUUCUGGUUUUCUUCAUUUCCAUCACCAGAAAAACACACAUAUUGAAAUAUACAUAUACAUAUAUAUAUAUUGUGUAUGUGUGUGUUCAGAUACAGCAGCUAUGUGAAUAUAUAUUUAUAUAUAUACACAUUAUUAUAAUUUUACAAAUUUAUUGUGAUAUUUAUUAAUUAAUUUUAUUUACCAAUAAUGGCUCCCAAAAAUGGAAAGAACAAAACACACAAAGCCAAAGGUGAGAAGAAGAAGAAAGAAGAGAAAGUGUUACCUACUGUAGUGGAAAUAACUGUAGAAACGCCUGAGGACUCACAGGUGACACUCAAGGGAAUAUCAACGGACAGGAUCUUAGAUGUUAGGAAGCUUUUGGCCGUUCAUGUUGACACGUGUCACUUGACCAACUACUCUUUCUCCCACGAGAUUAAAGGGCCAAAAUUGAAAGAUUCGGUGGAGAUAACUUCUCUCAAGCCAUGCCAUGUCACCAUUGUUGAAGAGGACUAUACGGAAGAUCUAGCGGUAUCUCACAUCCGACGGCUGUUAGACAUCGUCGCCAGCACAACGUUCUUCGGCGGUUCGCCCUGUUCUCCUAAAACGGGAGGACGAACCGGGAACAAAGAACCGGGUUCACAAGCGACCGGUUCAACGGAAAAGGAGUCCGGUUCUGAAAUAACCGUUCCCGACGCCGUUCCGAAGCCAAAACACGAUGGAAAAACCGCCAUUCCGCCGAAGGGGAAGCCGGAGGCUCCCGCGGCGGCGGACGGCGGCGCAGACGCCGCCGAGAAAGGCGAAGCGGCGGUGACUAUGAUGUGCCCCCCGCCGAGGCUCGGGCAGUUCUACGACUUCUUCUCUUUCGCUCAUCUCACCUCGCCCUUUCAAUACAUUCGGAGAUCAACGCGGCCUUUUCUUGAGGAUAAAACCGAUGAGGAUUUGUUCCAAAUUGAUGUACGGAUUUGCAGCGGCAAGCCAACAACAGUUGUUGCCUCCCAGAAAGGAUUCUAUCCCGCCGGAAAACGUGUUCUUAUGAAUCGCUCCUUAGUUGGCCUUUUGAAGCAGAUAAGCAGAAUUUUUGAAUAUGCUUAUAAGGCUCUGAUGAAAGCUUUCACCGAGCACAAUAAAUUUGGGAAUCUUCCCUAUGGUUUCCGAGCAAACACUUGGUUAGUGCCCCCUGUUGUCUCUGAGAACCCAUCUGUCUUCUAUCCACUUCCAGUGGAGGAUGAAACUUGGGGAGGAAAUGGAGGUGGACAAGGAAGAGAUGGAAAGCAUGAUUACCGGCCGUGGGCCAAGGAGUUUUCUAUUCUGGCAGCAAUGCCAUGUAAAACAGCUGAAGAGAGGCAACUGCGAGAUAGGAAAGCCUUUCUCCUUCACAGUCUAUUCGUCGAUGUUUCAGUAUUUAAAGCAGUAGAUGCAAUAAAGCUUCUGUUAGAGAAGAAUUUCCAAUCAGAAAACACACGUGAUUCAUUAAUUUUACAUGAAGAAAGAGUUGGGGAUCUACUUAUUAGCAUCAUGAAAGACAUGCCAGAUGCAAGCACAAAGCUGGAUAGCAAAAAUGAUGGAAGCCUGGUUCUUGGAAUUUCUGAUGAAGAGCUAACUAAGAGAAACUUGCUUAAAGGGAUAACUGCAGAUGAGAGUGCCACUGUGCAUGAUACACCGACUUUAGGUGUUGUGGUUGUUAGACACUGUGGGUACACUGCAGUUGUGAAAGCAUCCGCUGAGGUGAAUUGGGAAGGUAAUUCCAUUCCUCAGGACAUUGACAUUGAAGACCAUCCUGAUGGAGGGGCAAAUGCUUUGAACAUUAAUAGCUUAAGAAUGCUACUACACAAGUCAACUGUGCCUCAGGCAUCCAGCCCAUGUCAAAGAAGUAGGAGUGCAGAUGUCGAAGAAUCGUCCACAACUAGUCCUUUAGUAAGACAGGUGCUCAGUGAAAGCUUAAAGAAGCUGCAGGCCGAGGAAUCCAACCCAACUAAAUUGAUAAGAUGGGAGCUUGGUGCCUGUUGGGUACAACACCUGCAAAAUCAGGCUUCAGGAAAAGGUGACUCCAAGAAAAAUGAUGAAGCAAUAGCUGAGCCAGUAAAGGGCCUCGGAAAGCAUGGACUUCUGAAGGAUUUUAAAAAGAUGUCGAAUACUUUAAAAAAUAAAAAUGAUCAGAACAAAGAAGAGCCUAACAGUUCUGAGGCAAAGAAAGAACUUGACAAAGACAAGGAAACGGAAAUUGUGUGGAGAAAGUUGCUCCCUGAAGCAUCAUACUUACGCCUUAGAGAAUCAGAAACUGGUCUUCAUCUUAAGUCACCUGAUGAGUUGAUUGAGAUGGUACACAAAUAUUACGAUGAAACCGCACUUCCAAAACUGGUUGCUGAUUUUGGGUCCCUUGAACUUUCACCAGUUGAUGGAAGGACAUUGACAGAUUUCAUGCAUACAAGGGGCUUGCAGAUGCGCUCAUUGGGCCGUGUGGUUGAACAUGCAGACAAGCUCCCUCAUGUGCAAUCCCUAUGCAUUCAAGAGAUGGUUGUUCGAGCUUACAAGCACAUCCUGCAGGCCGUUAUAGCAGCUGUUGAUGAUGUUUCUAACCUGGCUCCAUCAAUUGCUUCUUGUCUGAACGUCCUGCUGGGGAAACCACAAACAGAAAGUGCUGACACUGAUGAUGAAUUAAAAUGGAAGUGGGUUGAAAAAUUCCUCUCAAAGAGGUUUUAUUGGCAGUGGAAGGAUGAAGUGCGAAACCAGAUUAGAAAGUUUGCUAUUCUUCGUGGGCUGUGUCACAAGGUUGGACUUGAACUAGUUCCAAGGGACUAUGACAUGGAUUCUCCUUGCCCUUUCAAGAAAUCCGACAUAAUCAGCAUGGUUCCUGUUUAUAAGCACGCUGCUUGCUCAUCUGCAGAUGGACGCACGCUACUAGAAUCUUCUAAGACUUCCUUGGAUAAGGGCAAACUGGAGGAUGCUGUUAAUUAUGGAACCAAGGCACUCUCGAAACUGAUUUCAGUCUGUGGUCCUUAUCAUCGAAUGUCUGCGGGGGCAUACAGUCUGUUAGCUGUGGUACUGUACCACACUGGGGAUUUUAACCAGGCUACCAUAUACCAGCAAAAAGCUUUAGAUAUCAAUGAAAGGGAGCUUGGCCUUGACCACCCUGACACAAUGAAAAGCUAUGGAGACCUAGCUGUAUUCUACUACAGACUCCAGCACACUGAGCUGGCUUUGAAGUAUGUCAACCGAGCAUUGUAUCUGUUGCAUCUGACAUGCGGACCCUCUCACCCAAAUACUGCUGCCACCUAUAUUAAUGUAGCUAUGAUGGAAGAAGGAUUGGGGAAUGUCCAUGUAGCUCUUCGAUAUCUUCAUGAGGCUCUCAAGUGUAACCAAAGACUACUGGGAGCUGAUCAUAUACAAACUGCUGCUAGUUAUCAUGCUAUUGCAAUUGCUUUGUCAUUAAUGGAGGCAUAUUCCUUGAGCGUUCAGCACGAGCAGACUACACUUCAGAUUUUGCAGGCUAAAUUGGGAUCAGACGAUCUACGGACUCAGGAUGCGGCUGCUUGGCUAGAAUAUUUUGAGUCCAAGGCGCUGGAACAGCAAGAAGCAGCGCGCAAUGGCACCCCAAAACCAGAUGCCUCCAUCUCUAGUAAAGGGCAUUUGAGUGUGUCUGACCUAUUGGAUUAUAUAACACCGGAUGCGGAAAUGAAAGCAAGAGAUGCCCAAAAGAAGCAAGCUCGUGCUAAGCUCAAGGAAAAAAUUGGUCCUAAUUGGGAAACAGUGACAGAUGAAUAUCAGAAGGAUGAAGUCACAUCUGUAACAGAAAGCUCCAGUGAUAAAGAGAAUAGAUCUGAAUUGGAGAACAAAUCUGAGGUUCAGUUUGUGGAGUCCACCCAAAAUUCUGAAAUAUUUUCAGCGGAUAAAAAAACAUUUUUGAAUUCAAACGAUGACACUGCAAAGGAUGAAUUCUUGGAAGAGGGAUGGCAGGAAGCUGUUCCAAAAGGGCGCUCAGCUGUUAGUCGAAAGCCCUCUGCUUCCAGGAGACCGAGUCUUGCUAAACUGAACACCAAUUUUUUGAAUUCUUCCCAUCCUUCUAGAUAUCGAGGCAAACCAAGUAACUAUACCUCUCCAAAAGGAAGUAUGAAUGACACUGCUGCUUCAUCUGUAUCAGCUCCACAUGCUCCUAAAAAAAUGGGAAAAAGUUCUAGCUUUAGCCCGAAGCCAAAGAGUCCUGAAUCAGCCGUUGGAAGAGAGAAAAUUGUAAAUCCAAAAUCAGCCCCGGCUAGUCCAGCUUCCAGCGAACAAGUCAAAGCUUUUGUUAGCUCAGUGAGUGUUCAAGCUGCUAAGAAACUUUUCUCAUACAAAGAAGUCGCUUUAGCUCGACCAGGUACAAUUGUUAAGGCUGUUUCAGAGCAUCCAACUGAGGAUAGUUCUGGGGAAGAAAAAGUGCAAGUGUGCAAGGAGACUGGCGGCGCAGAAAUUGUAGUCGGAACAGAAGCACAUCAAAAUGAAAAGAUGGCGGACAAAGGUCGUGUAGAUUCGGACAAAGAUGAAAUUAGCAAGGAGGAUGAUCAAAAUGCUGUGAAUGGAGCUUCUGGGGAGUUGACAGAGGCUGCAACAGUUACAGAAUCAGAACCUGCAGUUGAAAGCAAGAAAAGUGAAACUGGAGAUGAAUCUAUUUCAGGAAUGGGGGGUUCUGUUUUGUCUGAGGUUUCGAAUUCUAGUAAUGUAGAAAGUGAAGCAUCUGAAACACAACAUGUCACUUCACCUCAUCUUUCGCCUACUGAUGCUGCUGAAAAUAUUACUCGUCCAGUGGAGAAGGAAGCCUCCGGCUUAAAAAAGGAGGUGGCAGAGGAAGACGGGGAUGCUCAUUUAUGUAAUGAAAGUGUAGACGUUGAUGGUUCACAAACCGGUGAAGCAGAGAAUCAAGUUGAUGGAGGUGCCUCUCUUUCACCUACCGAAACAGAAAGGCAAAGUGAUCCCGAGGCUGCAAAGGAACCAGCUAAGAAAUUGUCGGCAACUGCACCUCCAUUUAAUCCAUCUACUGUUCCAGUGUUUGGCUCGGCAACCAUACCUGGCUAUAAGGAGCAUGGAGGGAUUUUGCCGCCUCCAGUUAAUAUUGCGCCAAUGCUUGCUAUAACUCCUGCCCGGAGAUCACCGCAUCAAUCAGCUACUGCUAGAGUCCCAUAUGGUCCACGCCUCUCGGGUGGGUACAACAGAUCUAGCCGUCUCCCAAGAAAUAAGCCAGUUUUCCAUAAUGGUGAUCACAUUGGGGAUCAGAGCCACUUCAGUCCUCCGAGGAUUAUGAACCCACACGCAGCAGAGUUUAUACCUGGCCAUCCGUGGGUUCCAAACGGCUAUGCAGUUGCUCCAAAUGGCUAUAUUGCUGCAUGCAACGGAUUUGCUUUCUCACCAAAUGGUUAUCCUAUAUCACCAAAUGGAGAUCCUACGCCGUCAAGUGAGAUAUCCGAUGCUCAAAACGGAUUUCCCGUCUCUCCAGUGGGAUCAACAGAGCCUCUGUCAACUGAGAACAGCGAUGUUCCUGUUGAAGCUGGACAUGAAGCCCCAGUCGAGGGUAUUGCUGAGAAGAAACCAACCGACUCAGUCAUCAUCACGUCACAAACAUUGGAGAAUAUCCAGGAACAAGUUGAACUUGAUGAGAAAACACCUGAUCCAUCAGAGGACAUUGAUAAUUUAUCUCGUGAACCUGAAGAAUCUCCCGUUGUUGUUGAAUCUGCAGGAGAUAAUGGCAGUGUCAUUACUGUCGAAGAGAAGGCAGUGAAACGAUGGGGCGAUUACAGUGAUGGAGAAUCUGAGGCUAUUGACAGUUAAAAUUUGAUCGGUUAACUAUUUUUUGGAGACAUGGAAUUUCUUCCUAUAGAUGACUCCAACGGAGAGAGGUAUCCCCAGAGUUCUUCAAACAUGAACUUUACGUAGAAGACCUUGAAAUGUCUUGCAUCAUUCCAAUAGUUCGAUAUCAUUAAAGUAUGCUUGCUGAGAAAGCUGUCUCGCGUUGCUGCAUGUUUUAGAUUAGUCGUAUGGAGAGCCAAGAUCAGACCAGCUUGGAAAUUACUUCUCCGGCAAUCCUUUCGAGAUGAUUAAGUGUAUUACAUUUGUAACAUGGUGCAGUAAUCGAGUUUUGACAUUUGGACUUUCUUUAUCUAA